Molecule: messenger RNA, 2012 nt
Organism: Astrephomene gubernaculifera
Lineage: Eukaryota; Viridiplantae; Chlorophyta; Chlorophyceae; Chlamydomonadales; Astrephomenaceae
Source: the annotation of a GenBank genome assembly
CCAGUAGAAGUCCAGGUCUUGCAUCUGCAUUUACUUGCUACGUCUUAGUUAACAAGCGAACUAGCAACUAUGCAGUUGAGCGCACGUUGCCAGCUUUCGGCCAAGUGCCAUACAGCCAGGCCUUCUUCUCGCAAGGGACUGGUUGUGCGCGCACAAUACUUCGACAAUGCUUCCGUCGGCUCCAAGGUGGAGCGCUGGCUAAAGACGCCGUUUGACGUUUUGGCAUUUGGGCCCAGGGCUGGAGCAGGGGCUCUUCUCUCCAUGCCCGAGCGCUUGCAAACUUUGCAAGCGGACGUCGAGAAGGCCGUGGAGCUGCUUCAGGACCCGCGUCCUCUGGAGGAGAAGCAAGCGGUCUUGCUGAAGGAAGUCGAGGAGACGCUGGUUGGCUUUCUAGAGAAGGGUGCCACGGUUGAGUCCGACGUCCUUGCGAACGUCAAGACGAUUCUGCCUCCUGAGGCGGCCAGUCUUCUAAAUGAGCUCAUUCCGGAGCCGCCCAGCAAGCAGCCCAAUGUGGUGUCCGUGGAGCCGAUGGAUGUCGCCUCGCAGCCGCCUGUUACCUACUACCAGGCGGAUGUGAUGGCCAACCAAGUAGCCGCCGAGAUGACGGAGAUCAAGAACGCGGUGUCGGGCCUCAAAGCCGCCCUGGACGCGGUGCGCAACAACACCGAGGCGGCCAACACCAACAUCAUGCGGCUCAACCUGAAGGAGGCGCGGGACCAGCUGGCUCGCCGGGUGUCGGAGGUGUCGACGCAGACCGAGUCGGACCCCUCCAUCAGCGCCGCCACGCGGGAGGCGCGGAUCCUGCUGGAGGAGGUGGACAGCUGCUUCUUCUCGUGAAGAGGAGGGGGAGGAGGACGAAAGGGAGGAGCGAGCCAUGGUUUCACGGCUGCUUGAACACGGGCACGAAGGAGGUGGAUAGUCGGCUCCGCCUCCAACUCGGAUGACCCAUGGGUCGCCACUUGGUUGCUUGAGGAUGAUGGCUGGGUUGCUUGCAGUCCGCCUUUGCGUGCAUGAUUCUUCCUAGUGACGGGGAUGCAAAACGUUGGGUGGUGGCUCCAGGCGUGAGCAUACGUUUGGCGAGGAGCUAAGGGGCUUGUGAUACUGGGUGGUUGUUUAGGUAUGUUUCGUUGCGCCUGUGGAUGGGCAAUAAUCAGGCGGGUGUAUGGAGUGCCGUACACAUUGCCUGCGAACAUGUGCGCAUUGCACACACCAUGUGUUACUCGGGAUACAGAGAUGUUUGACAAAGAGGCGCUUGUCCCAAGGUCUCUGGUGAUGCUGUGGUAGAUGGAUAAAACUUGAACAAAGGAGCUUGGUCCGUAUAUGCCGGUCGGCCCGUAUAUGCCGGUCGGCUUUAUUCGUAUAAUUUGCGAGGAGAGACAAUCAGUUGGUUAGUUGUGUGUGUACAUUACAUACAUGAAAUAUGAUAAUGUUCAUCACAUCGCCGGGCAUUCCCUGGCGAGGUGAGUGGUUGCUGGCAUGCUGCCUGGGCCCAUCUUGGCCUCUGUGGUGCAGCAGCAGCACCGCAAGCGCGCAUGCAUGCUCCCCAGAUAAAUCUGGUAACCUGCCGUAGCUACCUUCCCGUGUCGCCUCUUGCUCCCAUGCGCACCUCUUGCACGCAACCAUGAGGCUUCGUCUCCUUCGGCUGUCGGUUCCUGCCCGCAUGUGACACACCAGCACGUGAUGUCAAACGAAGGCUUGUUGAGCACGUGUGUGUGGGGGGUGGGUGGGCUGUGCAUCGCGCCAUAGCCGUCCUUUGCCGACUGGGUUGUUUGGGACGGCUGGCUGGUAUUGCUGGCGUUGGAAUGGAAGCAGAUGUGUCGGGAAUUAGGGAGGCGCUGCUUGGAUGCGGACUAGACAUUCCGGGCUUGGUUCGUGUAUGGCUGUGGAUGAGGAGGUCGCGUGUAUGGUAUAGCUACAAACGCGCGCUGCUGUGUUCCAAGGUCGUACGCGUCAAGUCACUACUCGAUAUCGUACCUGGGAUCCCCUCUAUAGCCCACAUGCAUUGGCACCUU